AUGGUUCUUGAAAGAAACAUAAAUUUAUUGCACAAAAAACAAGCUUUCACUAUCGAGAGCUUAGCUAGGAGCAGCCGGGACGAAAGUAAUGGACCGACAACUUUUAGGGGCGAUACAGUGUUUCAUGGCAUCAACAGGAGUUUGGAAGGAAUUGCUUUGGGAUAUUUAAAUAAGGCGGCUCCUACCUCGCCUAACCUUGACCGCUUGACACCCGUGUCGGAUCCAGGUUACAAGUCACUCAACGGUACGCCGUCUAAGUCAGAAGAAGAUGCGCCGUCCAAACGCCGGCGCUGUAGCUCCGGAAGUGACGAGGCAACACACAUUACUAAUAGCUGCAGCAGCAGCCCAAGUGAUGUCAGCUACGACUCAAUUAGUCCAUACACUUCCGACACUGAAUCUUUCUUGGAAGACCAGAGCCGGAAGAAGAAAGCACGCACGGCAUUCUCUAGUGAGCAAGUAUACGGGUUAGAACAGCGUUACCAGGUACAGAAAUAUCUACCCUCCAUAGAAAGGAGUAAACUCGCCAGAAAACUAGCCCUCACAGACCAACAGGUGAAAACCUGGUUUCAAAACAGGCGCAUGAAAGAAAAGCGCCACCAACGAGAUGAGGAACAGACACGCAAUUUUUUUCUGCCAACAGGUGGCGUAGACAUCGCUCAGCUACACGCUAUGGGAAUGCCAUGUCCCCCACCAUACAAUGCCCAGUCCCCAACUGUAGGGCACAUGUUCCCCAACCCCGUCAGCAACACUAUGUCAGGGUAUCAGUUUCAGUCACCAACACACAUGACACCGUCAUCCAGUGGACCGGACCGAUUUCAUCUACAUUCGAGUACUUUGGGCUAUUCACCAGUAAUUGGACCUCUGCCAGUGUUCUCGAAUCCCUCCCCGAUUUCUCGACAUGCACUUUCAUUACCAAUGCCUAGGACCAGUACCCCGGUGUCCAAAUCUCAAACGAUUUUACCUGAGACAGGGGGACAUUCUUCAGCGUGAAGUUAUUGACUACUUAUUAAAUAUUUAUGCGAUAUAAAUUGUCCGUAUUUUUGUUAUUAAUUUGUUAUGCAAUUUAUUAAUUGUGCCAAA
Molecule: messenger RNA, 1080 nt
Organism: Ylistrum balloti
Lineage: Eukaryota; Metazoa; Mollusca; Bivalvia; Pectinida; Pectinidae
Product: homeobox protein vent1-like
Exons: 3
Coding region: 1-990 (329 amino acids)
Biological process (GO): regulation of transcription by RNA polymerase II; cell differentiation
Cellular component (GO): nucleus
Molecular function (GO): DNA-binding transcription factor activity, RNA polymerase II-specific; RNA polymerase II cis-regulatory region sequence-specific DNA binding
Source: RefSeq, a predicted model, not a curated record